CAAAGCAGUGCAAGGUUCGUAGUUAAAGGACUUCUUCCGUAGCCUUGGCCGGGUGUUUGUGUCUAUAUAUCGUUCGAUUCUAAGACCUACUCUCAGAAAGAAUACACAAAAACAUGGGUCGUAUAUUUCUCAAUCACCCCGGCGGGAUCACUUUGUAUUCUUGUGCGAACUGCGAUACAGCUUUGACGAACAGAUCGGAGUUAACAUCAAUGAGAUUCAAUGGAGCUACUGGAAGGGCGUUUUUGUUCAAGAAAGUGGUUAAUUUAACAUUCAGCAAUGUUCAAGAUAGAGUAAUGCUUACUGGAAGGCACAUGGUCAGAGAUGUCUUCUGUAAGAACUGCGACUCAAAACUUGGCUGGAUGUAUGAAUAUGCAACAGAGGAGAGCCAACAAUACAAGGAGGGCCAAGUUAUUCUGGAGCGGGCUUUGGUGACUGAAAGUGAAGGAAUUGAAGAAAUUGGUGACUUUGAUCACUAGCAUUUCAGUUUGUUAACUUUUGAGUUUCAGUGAUGAAAGCUGUUGUACAUAAAAUAUUAUGAAAUAUUUAAAGUGAUACUUUGGGCAAAGUAGGGAACUUUCAGAAAUAAGAUAUUCCAUCAUUUGAAUAUUUAGACAUUUGAUUUUGAAAUAAGGGUAAGGGCAACUCUGAACUACUUGUUUCCCAUGUUUAGGAGUACAGCUUUAACAACAAUUAUCUGAUCUGUUCAUUGUUAUUCAAAUUAUUAUCAAUGUUUCAGCUGCUUAAAUUUUAGUAAUUACGAGUUGCAAAUUCUCCUGUACAUAAAGUUUAUACUGUAUAUAUUGCAUAUACCAAAUACCGAUUGGCAAAUUUUAAUAUAUUUCACCAUUGAGCAUAAAGUAACAGCUUUUCCAUAUUAAGUAACAUCAACAUGGAACAAAAUUUUGCAUAAUAUAAUGUGAACAAUUGUACUUUGUCUCUGUAUCAGGGAUAAGUAAGGCAAAUGAAAGUGUUUUUUCUGAUUUAUUGGUUUCCAAGACUGUUCUUGUUUUAACCUACAAAAUCAUUGUAAUUUCACUCAUUACAGAAAUGGGAUAAGAGCUGGUGGGAGAGGCUAGAUUAAUGGCAUCUCAAGUUAAUCUGUGAAUUAUUAUUGGUGAUUGUAUUUAGACUAUUAGGAACUAAGUUGUAAAUUGGCAGAGUAUGAGCAGAAUCACUGACACCUAAUGAGGAACAUUUUGGGCAUUAGGAAACUUCUGAGCAUUUUGAAUUUUGCUUCAGUAAAAACUGAUAUUUACAUUAAAAGGGUCAUUCCAACAUUCAGUUAAUUUCAAUCCUUCCCAAUUUUGUUGAUCUACACAUUUGUUGGGACCUGCUGCAUCUAACGAGUUUUCCAAAUAUUUUCAGCUGUUUUUGAUUCACCUUUGCAGCAAUACUUUGGACUUUUGAACAAUGCACCCCUAUCUGAUCUCUGUUGUUGUAAUCAAGUUUGUUACCAGGUUUGAAUCAUUAAAGGUGUUGAACUUGUUCAACUUUGAGCAGAUUGCAGGAUUUUGAACUCAGGUAAGGGCUUCACAACCUACAAGUUUUAGUCACUUUGUUGGGUAAGAUGUUAAAUCAAGAAUCUGCUUUAAUCAGUAUGGUAUAUGCAAUACAUCCAUGGAUUUUUCUUUUCAGGGUUUCUUCUUAAAACCUACUACCAGUACCUUCCCAUUCAUGUCCCCUCUGUCUGUUAGACAGUCCUUGUUGCACGUACCUAGAGUACCAACAAAUUUCCAUGUUCAUACUUUUCUUUCAGGGUGGUUGACUAGUUUGGACUUCAUUGAUACUGUUAACAUUUCAAGGCCCUCAGAAAAUUAUUAAUUUUUCAUGGCUUCAGAGGAAGCUUUAAGAGAUGAGGGCUCACUAAAGAUUCUUCGAGAGCCAAAAUGAGGACAGUUUUGUUUUUUCUGAACGAACACUCCACUAAAUUGAAUAUUGUAUACAGUAAGCAUUUCCUUGGUUGGAAACCAAACAACAUCAUAUCAGGAUUUUUAAAGCAUUAGCACUUUCCCUGUUUUUCAUUCUAUAAUUUUUGUCGAGGGGAAGGGGUGCAGGGGAAAGAUUAAAGAAGAAGGAGCCUUUUAGAAACUCAAGGCUCUAGGCAAACAGCAUAGCCUAUUAAUAAGAGUGUUUAUAGUAUUUGUAAAUAUCAGUCAUUACAUCAAACUGUCUCCCUGUUUUUUCUCUUUAUUUGUUUUUUUUUUCUGAGGUUUUCAGUUUUUAUUUGUUACUCAUUAGUGAAGCAUAAGUGUACAAGCACAACUACAGCCAUCACAUACUGCAAUUCCAAUAGAAGCUUAUUUAGGUUCAAAGAAUGAUAAUAAUGAGAACUCAUUAAUUUUCUAAUCUUUUUGU
This is a messenger RNA of Pocillopora verrucosa, 2355 nucleotides long. Its product is annotated as protein yippee-like 5. Gene Ontology annotation, cellular component: ubiquitin ligase complex. The record is from RefSeq and is a predicted model, not a curated record. NCBI's taxonomy places the organism in Eukaryota, Metazoa, Cnidaria, Anthozoa, Scleractinia, Pocilloporidae.